Molecule: messenger RNA, 403 nt
Organism: Aspergillus neoniger CBS 115656
Lineage: Eukaryota; Fungi; Ascomycota; Eurotiomycetes; Eurotiales; Aspergillaceae
Exons: 1
Coding region: 79-312 (77 amino acids)
Source: RefSeq, a predicted model, not a curated record
UAGUAUAUCCACUUUACGCAGGGAUCACCCGGAAGCGAAGGCUUAAGCUUCCAUGUGCCGUGUUCUUAGCCGAUUGCUAUGCCGUCUUCCUUGUCAGCUGGUCUUCUGUUACUGCUAUUGGCCUUGGUGCUCUUUCUGCUGUUCCACUUCAUCACAUCUGGUCAUUCUGCUGGUUCAUGCAGGUGUCCGCCGCACUCCUCGCUUCGUUCAGGCGAUGUUUCAGCUAUCAGCUGCGCCGAACCUAGACAGUUCCACUUCAGCAGCAUGAUCACACGCCAGAUCUCCACGCAUGAACUGUGCAGCAUCCGGUGAAAUAAGCACUUCUCAAUCACACAUGUUGUACUUCUUCAAGACAUACACGUCUCAGUUGGCCUAUUCACCAUUAGUAACGCUCACCAAAAGC